AUGACGGCUCCUAUCACCGUUCAACCCUCCGAGGUCUCCGCAUCCCAGGCCAUGGAACCCCGAGAUAUGCCAUACUCCACGCUGAGCAAGUCAAUGACCUUUGCCAGCCUGGAUCAAUACCAGUACUGGCAUGCUGUCGCCCCAAUGCUAGGGCGAAUGUUGGCAAAUGGCAAUUACAACAUUCACAAGCAAUAUGAAUAUCUGUGUCUCUUCGCUCAUGUCAUCAUUCCCAGACUGGGACCAUUCCCAGGAGGGAGAGACAUAUACAAAUGCCUACUUGGGGGCACUGGCUCUGUGGAGCUCAGUCAGAAUGUCCAGAAAUCUGGGUUGGUUGCACGGGUCGCUUUCGAGCCUACAAGCUACAUCGCCAGUACCGGAAUGGACCCGCUGAAUCGGCACACGGUGCACGCUACACUGGCAGAGUUGAGGGCGAUCGGGUCUGCCACGGUUGACAUGGAGUUGCAUCAAAUGCUUGUCAACGAGUUGACCUUGACAGAUCGCGAAGAAAAGCUCAUGUCCCGAGAGGAAAUUGCGAAAACCGCGUGGAAAACCCAGAUUCUCCUUGCUUUAGAUUUGACCCAGAAGGGUAUCACAGUCAAGGAGUAUUUCUAUCCCGCGCUGAAGGCUGCCGUGACGGGAAAACGUGUUGCGAAGCUGUGCUUCUCGGCAAUUCGAAAAGUGGACAAGCAAGGGCUCUUCGAAGCUCCAAGCAAGGUUAUCGAAACUUAUAUGCAAACACAGGAACAGACAGACCUCUACUUCCUGUCCUGUGACCUUGUCGACCCAGCGGAAACUCGGUUCAAGCUCUACCUUAUGGAGUUGGACAUGAGACUAGGCAAGGUUGAAGAACACUGGACAAUGGGUGGCAAGCUCACCGACGAAGAGACAAUGACAGGUCUAGACAUGCUGCGGGAGCUUUGGGUCGAGUUUGGGAUUAUCGAAGGCAUGCGGAACGAGCCCGAGCGGCCAUCACUUGCUGGAGAUCCGAACACUAUUGUCCCCUUCAUUAUGAAUUACGAAAUGAACCCUGGAGAGAACUUGCCAAAACCCAAAUUUUAUUUCCCCCUGGUUGGCAUUUCAGAGCUGAAGAUCGCCAACGUACUCACUGCGUUCUUUGAGCGUUACGACAUGCCGGAGCAGGCUUCAGUCUAUCGGGAGAAUCUGCAGACGUACUAUCCCAGUAAGGAUUUAGCUCUUGCAACUGAUCACCAAGCAUGGCUUUCCUUUUCAUACACGAAGAAAAAGGGACCGUAUCUCACCAUGUACUAUCACUAG
Messenger RNA from Penicillium paradoxum, 1275 nucleotides. RefSeq names its product putative dimethylallyl tryptophan synthase (gene cdpNPT). The coding region runs from base 1 to 1275 and encodes 424 amino acids. Gene Ontology annotation, biological process: alkaloid metabolic process. Lineage: Eukaryota; Fungi; Ascomycota; Eurotiomycetes; Eurotiales; Aspergillaceae. The record is from RefSeq and is a predicted model, not a curated record. Gene Ontology annotation, molecular function: transferase activity, transferring alkyl or aryl (other than methyl) groups. The transcript has 2 exons.